Aureobasidium subglaciale EXF-2481 is the source of this 1425-nucleotide messenger RNA. RefSeq lists its product as uncharacterized. The record is from RefSeq and is a predicted model, not a curated record. The coding region runs from base 1 to 1425 and encodes 474 amino acids. NCBI's taxonomy places the organism in Eukaryota, Fungi, Ascomycota, Dothideomycetes, Dothideales, Saccotheciaceae. The transcript has a single exon.
AUGCGCUUUGAAGCUCCUAUCAGUCAGGUGGCUCUUGUCUCCCUGCUCGCUGGUACAGCUGUGGCUGCUCCUCGCAAUGUCAAGCAGAUAGAAGUUGACUCUGUUGACGUUGUUGAACUCUUCGAGCGCGCGCCUGCCGGUAACAUGUUGAUCGCAUCUACCACUCGUGUUGGUGGUGUUGUUAUCGUUCUACCUGAGUUCUUGGCCACCUCCUCCAUGGGCAAAUCAUCGUCAAGCAAGACAAGCGCAAAGACAACCUCCUCUACCAAGAAGAGCUCCUCGACGAGUAAGAGUUCCAUCAAGUCAUCGUCUUCAGUCAAAAAGACCCCCGCUUCAAGCUCGGCCAAGAAGACCUCAUCAUCAUCCUCCUCCAAGGUCACUUCUUCUGCGAAGAAGUCUUCCUCCAGCAGCAUCUCAAAGGCCCCAUCCUCUUCAUCUAAGGUUUCUAGUUCUGUGAAGAAGGUUUCAUCCUCCACCUCCAGCUCCAAGUCUAGCUCCUCCUCGGCAAAGGCUGUUCCCAUUCCUGCUACCACCAAGAUCCCUGCAAAGGUCUCCAGCAUCCAGUCCAAGAUCUCAAGCGUCGAGUCCAAGGUCUCGUCUAAGCUUGCCUCCAAGAUCUCUGCAGUCGUCUCCCAGAUCACUGCACAAAAGUCGCCUUCAUCAUCGAAGGCCAUAUCCAGCACUCCUUCGUCGUCUGCAUCAUCUCGUGUAUCUUCUUCAUCCGCUGUAUCUUCCAGCUCUCUCAGCACCAGCUCUUCAGCUGUCCCAUCCACUUCGAGCUCCUCGGCUUUCUCGUCCACUUCGGCAUCAGCAUCUUCCACUUCGAGCAGCUCGAUCGUUGCUUCCUCAUUUUUGAGCUCAUCCUCGAGCCACUCCAGCUCGUCGUCUUCAAUUUCCAGCGUCUCGACAUCAUCUUCUGUCGAGCCCACCAGCUCCUUUGUCUCUACCUCUAGCUCUUUAGCUCUCCCCUCCUUAAGCUCUAUUGAGUCUUCAGCAUCCAGCUCGUUGACCGAGUCUUCAACAUCAAGCUCGUUGAUCGAGUCUUCCACCAGCUCUUCUGUAAUUUCUACCAGCUCGUCGAUCGAGCCUACUCCCAGCAGCACCACCUCAUCAUCCACGUCUUCCGUCGAGGCUUCCCCCACUCCAACCCCUCAAUUCUCCAACAGCAACGGCACCUUUGCCGUCAACGACAGAUACGUCUCGAGCAUAAUUUCCUCUGUCGAAUCUCGCUUCAGCAGCGCUCUGGCAGCGCAGUCCAUCUCUAUGCCUUCAUUCUCUUCCUUCUCCACUCCUACUGGAUACGGCGCUACUCUUCAGCCUAGUGCUACCAGUCUCUUUGUUUCCGAAGUUCAAAGUGUGAUCUCUAGCUAUUUGAGUGAGGCUUCUAUUACUGUCUCGCUGCCCACUUCUACCAGCAGUGCUUAG